Molecule: messenger RNA, 4206 nt
Organism: Varroa destructor (honeybee mite)
Lineage: Eukaryota; Metazoa; Arthropoda; Arachnida; Mesostigmata; Varroidae
Product: glycine dehydrogenase (decarboxylating), mitochondrial
Biological process (GO): glycine decarboxylation via glycine cleavage system
Cellular component (GO): mitochondrion; glycine cleavage complex
Molecular function (GO): glycine binding; lyase activity; pyridoxal phosphate binding
Source: RefSeq, a predicted model, not a curated record
AACUUGACGUGCAAGUAGUAUAAAAAUUCACAGUGAGAUUACGCUCAACGUAACUCUAUAGUUGUUAUUGCUUGUGACAUCCGUUUAUUAAAUCGAAUGCUAAACACGGUUACAUUUCGGACUAGGUUACGUAGAGAACGAUGAGCGCUGUUGCUGUUGGCACCGAUGGCAACAGAACGCCUACGAGAUGUCCUUCCUUGACGCUAACGCAUGUCGAGGGGGACUAGCAGAUGUCAUCGUCGAGAUCUUACUCCAUUGGCCUCCUCUAUGAGAUGCUAUCAGGAAUUUUAUCUAAAAAUAAUCUACGACGGCGAUGCUAGUCAACUUGCUUGCAGCGAACGGUGAUGCACGGUCUUUGCAAUCAUCUUAUCACGAACCCACACUGGAUACGGAGAGUUAGCGAGCGAGGCAGAGACAGAUAACGCCAAGAGUCUCAACGGGUGUCAACUGUGAUACUACUAAUACCAAUUUAUCCAAGCUAUAGGACACUGUUGCCUCUGUAUUGUAGUCAAUGCUUGUGGAAGUUGUGGGUUCGACCAAUUUUUUAAUUCCCCCGAAGACAACGAAAUUGCAAACAUGAGGAUUUAUCGAUCAGGUGCUCUUGUAAGCCGGACCCUCAUUAAGAGGCAACAGAGCAGAAGUGCAAGUAUUAAAUCAAUGUUGGAAAAGCGUGAAGACUUCUGCUCGAGACAUGUAGGCCCACGAGUGAAGGACCAAAAUGAUAUGCUCGACUAUCUUGGACUCAAGACUAUCGACGAGUUGAUCUCGAAAACAGUCCCACGGAACAUCCGUCUUGGUCGCGACCUUCGACUGGAAGCUCCGCUCACUGAGCACGAACUGAUUGCACGAGCGACGGAGAUCGCUAAGAAGAAUUCAAUUUGGAGAUCGUACAUUGGCAUGGGUUAUUCCAACUGUAUUGUUCCGCACACAAUCAUGAGAAAUAUCUUCGAAAAUCCGGGAUGGACCACACAGUAUACGCCGUACCAGGCCGAAAUUGCGCAAGGCCGUUUAGAAUCGUUGCUCAACUUCCAAACAAUGGUUAAAGACCUAACUGCAAUGGACAUCGCAAACGCAUCCCUCCUCGACGAGGGCACUGCGGCAGCAGAAGCUAUGAGCCUCGCGUUUCGAAGCCGAAAGAAGAGAAUAUUUUAUGUUUCGCAUAAAGUUCACCCACAGACUAUUGGGGUUGUAAAGACCCGUGCCAGUGCAUUGGGCAUUGACGUGGUUGUUACCGACCUAAACACCAUUGAUUUUUCGAAAAAGGAUAGCUGUGGAACACUAUUCCAAUAUCCAGACACGGAAGGAGCCGUUGAUGACUGUCGCGAUCUUAUUGAAAAGUGUCACAAUGGUGGGGCAUUGGCCGUGUGUGCAGCGGAUCUUCUCGCUCUGACGAUUCUGCGCCCACCAGGAGAAUUAGGAGUUGACAUUGCUGUCGGAACAAGUCAACGCUUCGGUGUCCCCCUUAACUAUGGAGGGCCUCAUGCUGGCUAUUUCGCUACCAAGACUAACUUCACGAGACUGAUGCCCGGCAGAGUCGUCGGAGUUACAAAGGAUGCAGCGGGCAAUGCUGCUUACCGUUUGGCCCUACAGACACGGGAACAGCACAUUCGCCGUGAUAAAGCUACCUCGAAUAUCUGCACAGCACAAGCACUCCUCGCCAAUAUGUCGGCCAUGUACGCCGUCUACCAUGGACCACACGGGCUCAAGGACAUCGCUAGCAGAAUUCAUUUGUUAACCGUCGUUCUGGCAGCUGGAAUACGAAAGGCAGGACACACGAUCAGGCAUGAACGUUUCUUCGACACGAUCAAAAUUGGACCCAGCUGCGAGUCGAGUGAGAUUCGAAAGAGAGCUGAGAAGCUGCUGAUCAAUCUGAGGUAUUUUGAUGACGGGGAUGUUGGCAUCUCUAUUGAUGAAACUACAAAAACGAACGACAUUCAGGACCUUCUUGACAUUUUUACGUGUUCCACUACUGUUGAUGAACUUGCUGCCGAACUCGAGGGAAAAACUGAUCCCAUUGCUACUACCUACAGGAGAGAAAGCACCUACCUUACGCAUCCUGUAUUUAAUCGCCAUCACUCGGAGACCCAAAUUGUUCGGUAUAUGAAACAACUGGAGAAUAAAGAUAUUUCCCUGGUACAUUCGAUGAUACCGCUCGGAUCGUGCACCAUGAAACUCAACUCCACUACCGAAAUGAUGCCAUGCUCGAUGCCUGAGAUCGCUCAUAUACACCCAUUUGUGCCAUUAGAGCAAGCAGCAGGUUACUUGGAAAUGUUUGAACAGUUAGAAAAGGACCUGUGCGAAAUCACGGGUUACGACAGGAUAUCAUUCCAGCCGAACUCAGGAGCGCAAGGGGAAUACGCUGGAUUAAUGGCUAUCGCAGAAUACUUCAAAUCGAAAGGGGAACAUCAACGGAACGUUUGUCUGAUCCCAGUAUCGGCGCAUGGCACGAACCCUGCUUCAGCUCAAAUGGCGGGCCUCGUUAUAGAUCCAAUUAAAGUCACUUCUCAAGGAAAUAUUGACGUAGACCACCUAAAGCAGAAGAUCAAGCAGCAUGACCAGAAGGUGGCAUGCAUCAUGAUUACUUACCCAUCCACUUAUGGAAUCUUCGAAGACACUGUCGGGACGGUAUGCGAACUUGUGCAUUCAGUCGGUGGCCAGGUUUACCUUGAUGGAGCCAAUAUGAACGCCCAGGUGGGGCUUUGUAGACCAGGAGAUUACGGCUCAGACGUUAGUCACUUGAAUCUACAUAAAACCUUCUGCAUUCCGCACGGCGGCGGCGGACCCGGGAUGGGACCCAUUGGAGUCAAAGCCCAUUUAGCACCAUUCCUCCCCUCGCAUCCAGUUAUCGCGCCUGGAGACAUUGCAAAAUCGUUUGGCGUCGUCAGCGCUGCCCCGUGGGGCUCGUCGGCCAUCCUGCCCAUCUCAUGGGCCUAUAUUAAAAUGAUGGGACCUCACGGUUUAAAGCGGGCAACCCAGUUUGCUAUCCUCAACGCUAAUUACAUGCGACGCCGGAUUGAGAAACACUACAAAGUGCUGUUUUCCGGCAAGAACGGCUUUGCAGCACACGAAUUUAUCAUUGACUGCCGCGACUUUAAGAAGACAACUCAGAUUGAAGCUAUGGAUAUCGCUAAGCGACUUCAGGACUACGGUUUUCAUGCUCCCACCGUAUCGUUCCCAGUGAGUGGUUGUCUAAUGGUUGAACCAACUGAGUCCGAGGAUAAAGCCGAGCUGGAUCGCUUCUGUGAUGCCAUGAUCUUCAUUCGCGAAGAAAUCGAAAACGUGGAAACUGGAAAGUGGGCUAAAGACGACAAUCCCAUCAAGAACGCCCCUCAUACGAUUGGCCAGGUCAUCAACACUAAAUGGAACCAUGCCUAUAGCCGAGAGCAGGCCGCAUUUCCCGCGAGUUUUAUAACACCUGCUACGAAAAUGUGGCCGACCGUCGCGCGUAUCGAUGACACCUACGGCGAUACGAACCUUAUUUGUAGUUGCCCUCCGUUGGAAACGUACACCAGCACAACAGAAUAGAGUACUGCCCGACAGAAUGGCAAAGUUAAUGAAACGAUUACAUUAGGAAAUUUCAUAUAGAAACAUUGGUUUUAGCUGGUAGGUUUUCUUGGCUAAUCCCUACGCAGGAUUUAGUAACUGUCCCGUCACCUCUUUUCUUCUCUCUACGCUGGUAAGCUCUUCUAAUUGACGACGACGACUAGUCUGUUGAAUACAUUGUUGAUAUAAUAUAAAAGUUGUAGACUGUUUUUCACAGACUAUCAGGCUUGUAUGCAGGCCAAAGGCAUAUUAUUUAACUCCCGAACGAGGUUUCAGGUAUAUGUUUCAAUCCAAAAAGACCAUAUGGGCUAAUUCGAAGAAUAGGGUUAAAUUUUAAAAAUCGUUUUAGUCCACAGUACCAGUGAGCGUUGUGAUCAGCCAGCAUAGCUGCUUUAUUUCACUGCAGCGUAUCAUCUAUGGAGGUGUAAGGUACGCUGUACUAUUACUUAUCGUCAAAAUGUUUCUUUUUAGACGCAUUGAAUAGGCCAUUUAAACACGUAUUGUAUACCUACAAAUUAGUCCAUGAACAUAAAUUAGUUAGAACAAACUGAUCGUCAAUUUAUAGUGUGAGGACAAAGAAUGUAAACAUUAAAAUGUAAAUACUACCUAUCUAAAAGCUCUGUGAAUAAAUAAAUUGUUUCAUGUAACAUGUUCAGAUAAUAA